Messenger RNA from Pelobates fuscus (common spadefoot toad), 4399 nucleotides. It is a transcript of the gene NFXL1, whose product is annotated as nuclear transcription factor, X-box binding like 1. The coding region runs from base 127 to 2868 and encodes 913 amino acids. Gene Ontology annotation, molecular function: zinc ion binding; RNA polymerase II transcription regulatory region sequence-specific DNA binding; DNA-binding transcription factor activity, RNA polymerase II-specific. Gene Ontology annotation, cellular component: nucleus. NCBI's taxonomy places the organism in Eukaryota, Metazoa, Chordata, Amphibia, Anura, Pelobatidae. The transcript has 23 exons. The record is from RefSeq and is a predicted model, not a curated record. Gene Ontology annotation, biological process: regulation of DNA-templated transcription.
UUGACAGUAGUCAAAGGAGAGAGGCCGCGCCAGGACCACAGCUCCGGUACCGGUCCAUUCCUGGUCCCACAGGCAUGGAGUGACCGGUGACCGGUGACAGUUCUCACACACUGAUACUUGGGAGAAAUGGAAGCUCCCUGGCGUCAAGGUGGCAGAGGACGAGCCAGAGGCCGAGGCACAUCUGCGAAUGGUCAUCCCCAGGUACCGGGACCAGAACCAGAUCCAACAAGAAACGCAUCUUUCCCAAGAGGUGCCCAUGUAGAUGGAAAUUUUGCCCACAGGCCAGGUGCUGGAAGAGGAAAUGGUUCCUAUGCAUCAGUCACCAAACCUUUUGGUACUGCAAACUUGAAAAGUAAAACCAACUUGGAAACAAAUAAAAAGAAAUUUGAAGAAAUCCAGAAAGCUAAUCAAGCUGCAGCGAGAAAAUUAGCAGAAGAUCAUUAUAGCUCUUCCGAUGAGGAUAAUGGAGAUGAGGACACAGAAGGAAAACAAAUGGCGAUAUUGGACUUAACAUUUACAACUUAUACUAAUCAAACGGAUGGCGAUGCUAGCGAGUUGGCACGUACGAGACAAUACGUGAAUGAGGCUUUUCAGUCAGGAGCAGUGACCUGCUUAAUUUGCAUUGCUUCGGUGAAAAGAAACCAAGCUGUCUGGAGCUGCUCUGGUUGUUUCUGCAUUUUUCACAUGCCGUGCAUCCAGAAAUGGGCCAAGGAUAGUAUAUUCCUUGUUUCUUCUCCACUUGAUGAUGGUGACUUUGAAAAGAAAGAUUAUCCUUGGCCUUGCCCAAAGUGCCGCUAUGAAUAUAAGCGUUAUGAGACGCCGACUAGGUAUCACUGCUACUGUGGAAAAGUAGAAGAUCCUCCUUUAGACCCAUGGCUCGUUCCUCAUUCAUGUGGACAAGUUUGUGAAAGAGAAUUCAAACCUUCUUGUGGUCACAAAUGUUUAUUGUUAUGCCACCCAGGUCCAUGUCCCCCCUGUCCAAAGAUGGUCUCUACAACAUGUUUUUGUAAAAAGGCAAAACCUGUGCCACGCAGAUGCAGUACCAAGGAAUGGUCGUGCCAGAAGCCAUGUGGGCGGUUGUUGUUGUGUGGACAACACAAAUGUGAAAAUCCCUGCCAUAAAGGAGAUUGCCAGCCAUGCCCAAGAGUUAGCCAGCAGAAAUGUCUAUGUGGGAGGGAGGUUACCAAAAGGUUUUGUGCUAGUCCGUCUUGGCAGUGCGAGAAAGCAUGUGGAAAAACCUUGCCAUGUGGUAACCAUACAUGUGAGCAGAUUUGCCAUGCAGCUUCUUGUGGCCAUUGUCCUCGCUCAGGAAAUCGCUUGUGUCCGUGUGGAAAAUCAAAAUACACAUUGCCCUGUACCGAGGAUGUGCCUACAUGUGGAGACAGUUGUGACCGGGUUCUGGAGUGUGGAUUACACAAAUGUUCGCAGCGCUGUCACCGUGGACCAUGUGAAACCUGCAGACAGGAAGUCGAAAAGCAAUGUCGGUGUGGAAAACAUACAAAACGAAUGCCUUGUCAUAAGCCUUAUUUAUGCGAAACCAAAUGUGCUAAAACACGGGAUUGCCAGAGACACCAGUGCAAGAGAAAAUGCUGCUCUGGAAACUGCCCAGCAUGUGAUCAGCAGUGCGGACGUUCAUUAGGCUGCCGGAAUCAUAAGUGUCCCUCUAUAUGUCACCGAGGAAGCUGCUACCCUUGUCCAGAGACGGUUGAUGUGAAGUGUAAUUGUGGAAAAACUGUACUGACUGUGCCAUGUGGCAGAGAACGUAGCACAAAGCCACCCAGGUGCAAAGAGGUUUGCAGUAAGCCUUCUACUUGUCACCAUGAGGUCAGAGAACGUCACCGAUGUCAUUUUGGACCCUGUCCUCCAUGCCGUCAAAUCUGUCAGAGGGCUUUGCAAAAGUGUUGUCAUUUUUGUCCCAUCCCUUGCCAUGAUGAAGCGCUUGUGAAACAGACAAGCCAGCCUCAGCUAGCUGGUCCAUGGGAGCAACCCUGUGAGCCCGCAUUUAUUCAGAAAGCCUUACCCUGCCCUCCAUGCCAAGUUCCUACUCCAAUGGAAUGUCUUGGGAAACAUGAGGUGAGCCCCUUGCCGUGCCACGCUGCUCGUCCUUUCUCUUGUAAAAGACCAUGUGGCAGAAGGCUUGCAUGUGGCAAUCACUCUUGUUCAAAAGAAUGUCAUAAAGUCACUGACAUUGAUGGCAGCAAAACUAAGUGUGGUCCGGAAUGUUCAGCAUGUGAACAAGAAUGUACCAAACCUCGUCCGCGAGGGUGCCCUCAUCAUUGUAACUUACCAUGUCACCCAGAAGAUUGCCCUCGAUGUGUUCAAAUGAUCAAGACCAAAUGCCACUGCAAGAUCACCAAUUUGUACAUUGAAUGCAUAAAAAUUACUUUGGCUGACCAAAAAGAAAAAAAUGUUUUGACUUCGUGCAAAAACCAAUGUCCAAAAGAGUUAACCUGUGGCCACAGAUGUAAGGAAAUUUGUCACCCAGGCAAUUGCUCCAAUAGUUGCGUUCAGAAAGUUAAACUUCGAUGUCCCUGCCGAAGAAUUAAAAAGGAGAUGCCUUGCAAUAUUGCAUGUGAAGGCCAAGUGGCAUUAGAAUGUGAUUUAGUGUGCCAGGAAAUGAAGAAAAAAGGAAUGGAGCUCAAAGCCAAAGAAGAAAGAGCUGCUAUGGAAGAAGAAAAACGUAGACAGCAGGCUGAACUCGAAGCAUUUGAAAACAGACUUAAAGGAAAACGGAAGAAGAACAAGAGAAAGGAUGAAGUGGAAAUCCAGCCGUCUGCAUGGCAAAAAUACAGAAACUACAUACUAAUGCCUUUAUGCGGCGUUGUUCUUGCUGUGUUUACACUGUAUCUCACGCAAGUUAAUGUCUGAAAUAUAUACUUUAAUUAGAAUUCUCAUUGUUGGCAUACUCAGAAGAAGAGAUACUGUAACUAUUGAAAAAUACUGUAGAUGAGGGCGUUUAUAUACGUAGAUCUAUUAGUGCUAAAUAAAAUGUACAACAUAACUGAAAAAAUAUAUCCAUGACAUGAAAAAGAAGUUUCUAGCUUCGUUAUAGUUAAGGUUUAAAGAAAAACUUUUAUUUCUCCCAGGUUGAUGCAGAAUGCUGCCUAUUCAAAGUUAUUAGUAGAAUGUGAUUGGAUAAAUAAGGCCUUGGGUCUGCCAUUUGUUUACACACCAUUGAUUUGCUUACCUGUGGUUUCUGGAUAAAAGAAAAUUGCUUCUUGGCAAUUUAAGAGAUUGAAGAGAUGUUGUUCUGUUCAAAAGAGUUUCUUUGUUUAUUAGAAGGUUACAAUCUUGAAAAAGUUGUAUUACUUGGAUUCAUUGUGACACUUAAGCUUGACCGCAAUAUCUAACUCAAUGAGUGGUAGAAAUACUUUAAAUAAAUAAAAUGGCCAUGUAGGGUGAGUAGUAAAUUUUGUAUUAAGCAUAGAUUUGUAUAUUGUAUCACAUUAACCUCUUUCAUUUGUAUGUAGGUAGAAGCUAAAUCGGUUCACCAUUGUCGAUAGUUUCCCCAUGUUGAUUUGGAAAUCACUUUGGCUAAUGUGAUUCAGUAUUUUCAUUGUGAUUUAUGAAAGAACACUGAUGGUCUGUACCGAAAUAAAACUGAACCUACUGUGCUGUAAUAGAAAUAGUUGUUUGGGAAUUUAUUUAGAUUCCCUUCCAUCCCCCCCUGUAAAACCCCCCCAACAAUUUAGGUUUGUAAUUUUGGAUUUGAACCUGCAAUCAUUCACCAAAGACAUUGAAUUUUGAAAUGCCUGUUAUAUGCCACAUCAUAUAAAAUGUUUGAGUUUUUAAUGUUUGCUUUUACUGUUUUUGUUUGUUUGUUUGUUUGUUUGUUUUAUUUCUCAGGCACAGUUAUUUGAAAGAAAUCUGUGAAACCGGAGUUUGGGUUGAAUUAAAAGGCGGCUAAAUUUAAUUGGGGAGCUGUCACUUCACAGAAUUUUCUAAUAUUAUAUUUACUUAUUCCAGUAAUUAGAAAAUAAGUAUUUAAAUGUAGAAUUUCACACCUCUGUAUCCUGCAUCUGGGCACCUCCAUCUUAGCUUCUGCCAGUAAUUGUUAUAAGCUAUGUCCUUUGUGGCUGCCCGUCGGCAUGGAGAAAGUAAACAAUGUUUUUUAUUUCUCCUCCUUAUUUGCAUUGUUUGCCCUGAUUUUGCCUUGUUUGAACUGGACGUGAUGUAAAUUGCUAAAUCUUUCAUAUUAAUUAAAAAGAAAACCAAGUAUCACAUGAAAAAACGUAACACAAGUUAUAGGUGAUUUUUAAUGAGUUAUUCGCUAAACUCAUUUUUUUGGCAAACUAACCAAAUGUCAAAACUGAUCUAAAAAUAGCUGGUCAGGUCUUGACUUGGCUUAUUUGCCCCAAUUUUACUGUCCUGAUUUAAUCUGUUUAUUUUUUUUUGUUUA